Molecule: messenger RNA, 1359 nt
Organism: Fusarium poae
Lineage: Eukaryota; Fungi; Ascomycota; Sordariomycetes; Hypocreales; Nectriaceae
Exons: 2
Coding region: 1-1359 (452 amino acids)
Molecular function (GO): catalytic activity
Source: RefSeq, a predicted model, not a curated record
AUGGAAGCAACUGCAGAAUUUCCACAAUCCUUUGUUCGGCCAUGGAAAGAACUACUUCAAUCGCAUCGCGACGAGCAACAGGAUGACUUCCCGAGCUACUACGUCAACAACGUUGACUCUCUCAUCACGACCAGCUCGCCCAAGUCUUUAUACGUGGGAACAGGCCACUCCAUCUACACGCGCGCUCUACUUCCAGCUAUCCUGAGCGCCAAACACAGCGUGCAGCUUAUUACAUGCUAUUGGGCUGCGUCUCCUUCUCUCGACUCUAUUCGCGACACUCUUGAACAGCUUGCGGCGGCACGUGUUGAGGCCAAGAUCCAAACUCGUCUACAUAUUACGAUUGGCUUUUCAUCUUUUGGACUAUUCCAGAAGCUGUUCCAUCCUGCGUCCCGUGAUGGGUACAUUUACGAACCCUCCAAGUGGUCCAAGCUGGGUCUCCCGGAUCAACUGUUGCUACAGAAUGCGGGUAUCGAUCUCACCGUCAAGAGCAUCUUCUUCACGCCUCUAAGUGUUAUGCAUCCCAAGUUUGUCAUUGUUGAUGGGGAAAGGGCCUGGAUUCCCAGCUGUAACGUCAGUUGGGAGCGAUGGUUCGAAGGUUGCGUCGAGGUUGAGGGUGCCAUCGUUGAUCGACUCUUGGCCUUUUACGACCGUGUUUGGGCACAGGGCGACCAACCUCGACAGAUAUCAGAUGCCCCAAACGACACAAGUAGAGACAAUGCACCUCGAUUACCAGUUAGCAAUGCAGUAUCGGCAACGCAGUCAAUCGAGUUUCCUGCCAACGGCUUAGUGCCAACCAUCUUCCUCCCGUCGCCGCAUCAUCGCAACCCCAGAUUCUCAUUCACCUUUCCCUUUCUAUCGCAAAAAGACCCCCCGAUGACACCGCUCAAUGCAGCUCUACUUACACUAUUCAACAAUGCUCAGCGACGAAUCACCAUCCUCACACCAAACGUUACUUCAUGGCCCGUUGUCGAGAGCCUGCUGGAUGCGCUCGCUCGUGGAGUCGAUGUUCAGAUCAGGACAAGCAAAGGUAUGAUGCUUAUCGAGCAGCUCGUCACAUCUGGUACGACGACAGCCUGGUGUCUGCGCAAGUUCAUCCAAAGAUAUAACGCUCUUGUCAACCAGCCACGAUCAUCAGACCCAGAGACGCAAGCACCCACGCCUGGCAAAUUGGAGAUCUUUUAUUACAAACAGCUCGACGCUAGACGUGAUCAAGAUGACGAACCGGUUGUGAGUCACUUCAAGAUGACUCUUGUGGAUGAUGAGUAUCUGGUACUAGGUUCUGGUAACAUGGACAGAGCUAGUUGGUGGACAAGUCAAGAAAUUGGUCUAUUGUUCUAUGUCCCUGGCUUCCAAGAUUGA